UUUGAGUGCACGCUCAUAUGAGGCGGGAGUACAGUGGGCUGCAAAGUUGUAAAGGAGUGCGCAGAAGUCCUGACAACAGUUAAGAGAGUUAAGAAGCAUCAAACAAGUCACCAUGUUGGUACUUCUAGCUGGAAUCUUCCUCCUUCAUCUCACUGGCAUCAUCCUCCUCCUUGUGGCGACCAUUAACAAUGCCUGGUGGGUCACAGACACCAUCUCCACUGAUAUCUGGGCUCGUUGGGUGUGGAUGAAUGGAGCAUGGAACUAUACUGACCUUCCUGAUAUCCACACCUACAGUGAAGAGUAUCUCCAGGCAGUGCAAGCGAGUUCAGUGCUAGCUUGUAUCUUCUCCAUCCUGGGCCUCUUUGUAUUCGUGGCCCAGCUUUUCACCCUCGACAAGGGAAGGAGGUUCGCCUUCUCUGGCAUCUUUCAGCUCCUAGCCUGCCUGUGCAUCAUGAUCGCCGCGUCCAUCUACACAGACAGGUUUCACAAGAACGAGGCCAAUGGCUGGUAUGGCUCCUCAUUUAUCCUGGCCUGGAUCUCCUUCGUCCUCACCUUUAUCUCCUGCAUCAUUUACUUUGUUCUGCGCAAGAAGACGGCGUGAGCCUCCGCCCAUGAAGUGCACUACACCUAACAAAUGAUAAGGCUUGAUAUUGUUUGAUUUCGUUCUGCGAUGUGUUUUUUUGUUUAUGUUUUUGUAUACAUGUAAAGACGGAUAUAUAGGUGGGGGAUUUGAAGAGGUUGUAUUUUUAUACCUUAUCCAUUUUCCACCAUGUCAUUUGAUUAAUGUAUUAAUUAUUUCAAAGUGAAUACAAUUUUAAUAGCAUUCAGAAUUGCCAGAUGGCGCCCGCGAUGGAGAAAGAGAGAUUAAGAGAGAGAGAAAAGCGAAAAAAGAAGGAGAGCAAGAAACAUAUUAUUAAGCCAGGGAUGCAUCACUUCAGACGUUCUCAAGCUAUUAUCGCAUCCUGCAAACAUUUGAUUGAUUUUUCAAUUAUUGCCCCAAAUAAAACCAAGUCAAGCCACGCAAAGCCCUGCAGGAAGACAAAUAGAAGACUCUCUUGGGUGUGGAGAAUAGAAUUCAAUCUCAGAGUGGGAGUCGUCCCCAUCAUUCUCCCCGGCUUAGUGACUCACAAUACCCAACAAUACUGACACUAUGGGAACAAGCCACAGGGUUGCCCUCAGUGGCACUAUAUAAACUAGUCAAUAUAUGUGCACAAAUAACAGAACAACAAGUGUAAUACUGUAUGAUAAUAAUAAUGACAAACGAAACAUUAAUACUAACCUCAGACUCUAAAACUGGAUAGGUCAACCCGUGAAGUGUUUAAGGUUAAGCUUCUGAUAAAAAGCUUUGUGGUAUUCUUUUUUUUAAAUGAAAUAUUGAGUUGGACAGGUGAGGAACACUGUUAGGAGGUACUGGCGUGAUCCUUGUCUACUUGACCUUAAUCAUGUGUCUCCAUUUACCGCACUCUGACUCACGUGUACAUAUGAUCGUGUUUUAUUUUCUUGUUCGAGCGUUGUAUACCUAAUACAGACUUUUGUGAUUUUUGUGUCAUGAGAAUAAUAAUUUGUAUUAAAGCUUGAAUCAUUUUGGA
Alosa alosa (allis shad) is the source of this 1589-nucleotide messenger RNA. RefSeq names its product epithelial membrane protein 2-like. The record is from RefSeq and is a predicted model, not a curated record. Bases 113 to 601 code for a protein of 162 amino acids. Gene Ontology annotation, cellular component: plasma membrane. Lineage: Eukaryota; Metazoa; Chordata; Actinopteri; Clupeiformes; Clupeidae. The transcript is spliced from 5 exons.